AUGGUUCCUCGCUCACGAGGCUGGUUCUGUCCAUGCUCCUGCAUAAGCGGGUCAUCAGACUCUGACCAAGACCAUCACCAGCACCAACAUCAGCCGAACCAGGACAAUGAGUAUGAGAUUCGUCCUCCCAAUGCGGGUCGAAGUUAUAUGAAUGGCGUGUAUUAUCCCAAUUGGCUGGUUUACAAGGGCAAGACGCCGGCUACUCUUGAUGUUGACAAUAUUACACAUGUGUUUUAUGCUUUUGUCGGUGUUCAUGAAGAUGGCUCUCUUCGUUGGUUCGAUGAGCACGCCGACAUGGUGAAAGAAGUCGACGGAGAAAAAGGUGCUCUAGCUGCCCUCGCAAAGCUCAAACGCAACAGCCCUAGACUCAAAACUAUCGUAUCUAUUGGAGGAGGCACAGGCAGCAAAGAGUUUCCCGCUCUGGCUGCCAGUCGCGAUGCCCGAGAGACGUUUGCGAGGCAAGCCCGCCAGUUUUGUGACCGCCACGAGAUUGAUGGUAUUGAUAUUGAUUGGGAGCACCCAAAGGACGCAGAACAAGGUCGUAAUUAUGUGAAGCUUCUCCAGGAGUGUCGAAAUGCCCUACCUGAGGAGGAUUAUUUUCUCACUACGGCUCUUCCCGUUGGCCAGUACAUUCUCAAGCACAUAGACCUCGAUGCUGUAUCCAGGCUUGUCAACUACAUCAACCUCAUGGCGUACGACUUUACGGGUUCCUGGACUAGCGUAUGCGGCAACCAUGCGCAACUUCACUCCCCAAUAGGAGACCUCCAGUAUUCACAUCCAGAGCUUAGAAUAUGCGCCACAGACGGUAUCGACUAUGUUCUAUCUCGAGGGUUUCCCAGCCGAAAGCUCGCACUUGGAAUCCCUGCCUAUGCAAGGUACUUCCCUCGCGCUGAAGGCCCUGGUUGUUCCACUGAGAGCGCGGGGGAGAUGGACUAUUGCGAGAUUCCGGAUCAGUGGGUGGAAAAUGCUGUGGUGGAUGAGGCAGCCGUGGCGGCGUGGUAUGUGGACUCUGAUAGGGACAAGGGAUAUGUUACGUUUGAUGUGCCGCGGACUGUGUAUAUGAAGGGGAGAUAUGCGGUUCAUAAGGGUCUGGGGGGUUUGUUUUACUGGACUGGGACGGGGGAUAAGGGGGAUGGGCUGAGUUUGGUGGCUGCUGGGAGGAGAGGUCUUGACUCACAGUGA
Trichoderma virens Gv29-8 is the source of this 1182-nucleotide messenger RNA. Its product is annotated as glycoside hydrolase family 18 protein. The transcript has 4 exons. Gene Ontology annotation, cellular component: extracellular region. Gene Ontology annotation, molecular function: chitin binding; chitinase activity. The record is from RefSeq and is a predicted model, not a curated record. The coding region runs from base 1 to 1182 and encodes 393 amino acids. Gene Ontology annotation, biological process: carbohydrate metabolic process; chitin catabolic process. NCBI's taxonomy places the organism in Eukaryota, Fungi, Ascomycota, Sordariomycetes, Hypocreales, Hypocreaceae.